AUGACAAAUAUUUACAAAUUCGUCCCAAUUGCUUUCAAACAUCUUAUACUGAAAAUUUUAGAAAUAAUAAGUCAUGGUUAUAUGCAGAUAGCGCACGGUCAUUCCUCCCCAGGAGGUGAUAACAUCUUAUAUGAUGUAUGGCUACAUUAUUCAGGACAGAUUAAGGAGGAGGAGAUCACUACUAAUUUUAUUGAAUUAGGGCUCCUUCUUUUUGGGAGUAUUAUUACUUUCUUAUGGCUGGAGUCCGCCUUUGACAUCUACCUUAUGGUUCGUCAGCUUAUGAAGUAUAAUGAAGAAGAAGAAAUGAGUGAUGUGUAUGUAGAUAUCAUGACACCUUUGGUCUUCGAAAAAGCACGUUUAUAUGGAAUUGAUAGAACAAAGUUUAGAAUUUGCAAAACAUUAUAUUUGACGACGAUGUGCACAUUAGGUUUAAUAUUCGGAUGGACAGCUGCGCUUUGGCGUGUGGCGCAAGAUUGUGCAGAUAAGCUACCAUUUGGGUCAUCAGAUUCUGAAAUUUUAGUAACUGUAAUCUUCGUUUUAAUCAACAAUUUAAUAUCCACUCUAACAGAACUUCCGCUAUCUUUUUAUGAUAUAUUUGUUAUCGAGUCGCAACAUGGAUUUAAUAAGCAAUCUGUGGAAAUGUUUCUUAACGAUCAACUGAAUUACUUUACAAUGGUGCAACUGUUUUUUUUGCCUUUAUCGGCAUUGUCAGUGAUGAUUAUUAAACUAGGCGGAGAAAGGUUUUUUGUGUGGUUAUGGAUGUUUAUAUGCAUUUUAUGCAUGUUCAUUAAUAUGUCAUAUCCAACACUUAUGUCCGACUUUGAUAUGAAGUGUACACCUCUUCCGGAGGGAAAGCUCAAACGAGAUUUUGAGGAGUUAGCUCAAAUAGUAGACUUUCCUCACGAAAACGUAUUUGUAUUCAACGGAUCAAUGCGUUCACGCCAUACAAAUGCUUAUUUUGCUGGAAUUUUUGAUUCUAAACGAAUUGUGCUGUAUGAUACAUUGCUGGCAAAAAAGGCAGCUUCUUCGACAACCGGUCUUACGAUUGGAUGUUCAGAUGAUGAAGUACUGGCCAUAAUUUGCCACGAAUUUGGUCACUGGAAAUUAAAUCAUGUUAUGUUUCGAAUGUUAUUCGUGCAGGCUAAUCUUUUUUUAACACUUGCCAUGUAUUCUCAAUUAAAAGACAGUAUGCCACUAUUCUAUGCAUUUGGUUUUAAAAAUGAUCAAAAACCUGUUCUUGUUGGUUUAAUCUCGGUAAUGGAUUUUAUAAUGGCACCUUAUAACGCAUUAGCUAUGAUUGCUCUUCUUUUUAUUGGACGUGAAAUGGAAUUUCAAGCAGACGACUACGCGAAAAAUUUGGGUUAUGGAGAACCACUAAAAAGGGCUUUGAUAAAACUGCAUAAGGAUAACUUGAAUUCGCCUAUACAUGACUGGAUGCAUUUCAUGUUUAACGAAUCACAUCCAUCUUUAUUGGAUAGGCUUGCUAGAAUUGAAGAAAACUUAUAA
Molecule: messenger RNA, 1506 nt
Organism: Ctenocephalides felis (cat flea)
Lineage: Eukaryota; Metazoa; Arthropoda; Insecta; Siphonaptera; Pulicidae
Product: CAAX prenyl protease 1 homolog
Exons: 9
Coding region: 1-1506 (501 amino acids)
Biological process (GO): CAAX-box protein processing
Cellular component (GO): endoplasmic reticulum membrane
Molecular function (GO): metalloendopeptidase activity
Source: RefSeq, a predicted model, not a curated record